This is a messenger RNA of Nothobranchius furzeri (turquoise killifish), 2816 nucleotides long. It is a transcript of the gene stxbp6, whose product is annotated as syntaxin binding protein 6 (amisyn). Gene Ontology annotation, biological process: regulation of SNARE complex assembly; Golgi to plasma membrane transport; exocytosis. Gene Ontology annotation, molecular function: phosphatidylinositol-4,5-bisphosphate binding. Gene Ontology annotation, cellular component: exocyst; plasma membrane. NCBI's taxonomy places the organism in Eukaryota, Metazoa, Chordata, Actinopteri, Cyprinodontiformes, Nothobranchiidae. The record is from RefSeq and is a predicted model, not a curated record.
AUACGAGCAGACAGGCAGGCUGACUUAAGGGAAAAAGCAGCAGCAGCAGCAGGGGGGAACAAACUCUUCCCCCGCCGCUUAGGAACCAAAAGCGACCACAGACGUAAAGACGACGCGAUGUCAGGCACGUAAUGCUACUGUUUAGUCCGAGGAGACAGCUACCAGUUAGGAAGAGGCUGCGGAGAGGCGCGGGUGAGGACUGACAGCUGGAGAAAUAAGGAUUUAAGGACCGCACGUGGAAAAAGGCUCGCGCCAAACAAAUCGUGAAACUUGGACUCCUUCACUUUGACUUGUUUGCAAGCUCUUCCCUCCCUGCCUGAUUUAAGAGAUGAGCGCCAAGUCGAUCAUCAACAAGGAGCUCUUCACGCCUCACGAUGAGAAGAUGCUUGCUGCGGUGCAGGUGAAGCGGAGGACAAAGAAGAAAAUCCCUUUUUUGGCCACUGGUGGUCAGGGAGAUUACAUGACUUUCAUCUGCCUCUCAGUCACAAAUAAGAAACCCUCUCACGUAUCGAUCACCAAAGUGAAGCAGUUCCAAGGAUCUUCGUCUUUCAUCAAAAGAUCACAGUGGACACUCGACCAGCUACGGCAGGUCAAUGGCAUUGACACCAGCAAAGACUGUCCAGAGUUUGACCUUAUGUUUGACAAUGGUUUGGAUCAGUGGGUUGCUAGUUCAGGAGGAGAGAAGUGCACCUUCAUCCAGAUUCUUCACCACUCUUGCCAACGCUACUGCUCAGCGCGGAAACCCGAGUUUGUCAACUGUCAGUCCAAGCUGCUCGGUGUUUAUCGUUGCAAAGGCUUUUUCAACAGAAUGGGGAAAGACCUUGGUUCGCAUCAAGGUCGUCAGAAAAAACAAGGUAACAGUAUACUACACUCAGCUGCAGACAGUGUGACGAGUGCCGUACAGAAGGCCAGCCAGGCCCUGAAUGAGCGCGGUGAGCGAUUAGGUCGGGCUGAGGAGAGGACCGCAGACAUGAUGAACAGUGCUGAACAGUUUGCAGUCACUGCACACAAGCUCGCCAUGAAGCACAAAUGUUAAGACCACUGCCAAAUCCAGCUGGACUGGGAGUGCCAGCAUUCACCAGUCGCUGCACAGAAGAAUGGUUCCAGAUGUUAUUCUGUCAAGUGUUUGUAAUACGAUUAAUGUGUGUUAACAAUGUUAACAUGUUUAUGUGUUUGGGUUAUUGUGCUGCGGCGCAUCUCAUUCCUGAUGACGGUGACGCAUCACGCUGGUGGAGCGGCGGGGUCGAGUGGGACUCUGGUUCAAAUUUUCUGCAGAAUGUUUUAAUGCUUUCAUUUGACAGAGCCCUAAAAUACUGUUUUUCUUUUUCCCUUUAAUUAAACUAAUUUGUUUACAGUUAUCUAGAUAGACAAAUAAUUCUGUUAUUUGUGAGUAUUUCAUAUUUCUAAUGGUUAUCAAUGAGCACUGUUGUUGUUUUCAGUCAGGUUUACAGAGGAGAUAACCUUUGUAUGGGUUUUCGUGACGACUGGGUGACACAUUCCCAAAUAUUAACACGUUUAUCCAACUGGCUCAGCGUCUUGGAUGAUAUCUCCCAUGAACAGAAUAUUGCACAUGCAGUUGUAAAACCUAAGUGUUCCUAACAUAUUUAAAGGCUCAUUUGAAAGGCAAUGAUUUCAGAUGACAAGAACGAGAAAAAAAAAAAAAAAAAAAACGUAAAUUUUUUCGAUCUGAUCUAAAAUAUGUUUUUUCAGUAAGAUUAUUUCCUUUGCUUCUCAGACUCUUGGACUCAGAUGGUCUUGUGUUUUGUUUAUGGUUUGAAGACCAGUCUAACCAGUACUAAUAUAAUGUCAGUGCUUCACACAACCUGCAGAUAGAGUCUGGGUCGCAUGCCCUGUAAAAUAAUUGAACCCUUGGUGAGUUUGUCUGUAGUCCAACUUAUGUUUAUGUUUAUGUAUUUAGCAGACGCUUAUGUCCAAAGCGACUCACAAGCGACUGACAAGUGACCACUUACACACACAUUUGCUGUCAUUUUUGGAAGUGCACUUGAAAACAACUAUUUUACGCACAGUUUUAGGUGUAUGAGUUAGUGUGUUGAUUCAUGUCGCAUGGGGGCGGUUUGGCCAACCAGCUUCUGCACAGUAAAAAGAAAACUCGAGCACUAUAAUCUCAAUGUUUGUAUAGCUAACGUGUCCCUGAUUAUGGGAUGUUUUGAACUAAAUCCUGACUGUAUUUCACCAUUAGUUACACUUUGGGCUUUUGUCGGUCUAAUUUGUUCGUGUUUGCUGAUAAAAGGGCACAUUUUUCACUCGGCAGCAGUGGUGCAUGAGUUUAGUGUUGGCUUCCACACCGACUGUAAACUUCUGCUUAGUCACUAUGAAAACACCAACUUCACACUUAAAAUGUGUUUGAUGCUUUGUAUACUUUCAAUUUUGUAAGUUAAUGCACAGAAUAAAAAAUUUAAAAUAAAGUAAAAGUAUUGCAGAACACUGUCGAGUUCAUAAUGAAACGUUCCAGUUGCCUCGUUUUUAGUGUGCUAUAGUUUCACGCUUCUAUGUAUUUAAACGAUGGAAGCAGAAUUUUUAUUAUUGUGUUUAUUAUUUUUUUUAGCUAACUGUUCCAACAGUAAAAAAUCCAAGUUGUGCAACUUUUUGUUCUUUAUGUCAUAACUGAAUCAGUCGUCACCUUGUUUACUGCUCAUAAACAAAAUAAGGUGCCAAAAGCUUAAGUGUCUAAUGGGUCUUUGUCCUGGUCUCCGUCUGAUGUGCUCUGUUUGAUUUCAUGGUUUAACAUCACUCUCAUGUCCCUGAUCUCCGCUCUGUGAUGUAAAAACACAAAUAAAGUUCACUUCAUAAUCUCA